CUUCCUACUUUCCAAAUUAUGAAUAAGCGAAUAUCAGCUUGAGAAACACACCAGAUGGCGAUGGCCGAUCAGUAUAUAGCAGCCCAAGCAUCACUGCAAAGGCACAGUCUUCCAAUUCUUUGCAAGCAAUCAACUCUUCAAACGUUUCUCCGAUGUCAACAAUGCACAAUAUCAAUAUUGUUCGUUCCUUCUGUUUCGUGGUACUGCUAGCGACAUUCGCCAUGACAUGGCCAAUGGGACAGAAUGGUAAUGAUGAAAGCUCAAGCCUCAAUCCGCAAAACGACAUUCGUUCUCUGGUCGAGCCGUUUGAUUCGGGCGAUUUUUGCAACUAUCAGGCUAUUUUUAUAGGCAACUGCAUCGAUGGCGGCAAAAUCUAUUGUAAAACCGGUUGCAAAUAUCAUGGCUGCCCGUUCCAUAGCUGCAUUGAUCUUCCUGAUUCACCUGCUCGUUACAACUGCACUUGCUACGAACCAUAAGCCAGCUCUUUCAUUCAAUCAGCCAAAGUUUUCUCCAACAGCCACUUGGAAUUCCAAUGGAAUUACUUUUGCUAAUCGAUCGAUUGUUGGUCAAGCUCUUAUGGCCGUUUUUGUGAACACAAACAACACAAUCUACGUUGCUAAUAAAGAAAACAACACAAUUGUAAUAUGGCAAGAAGAUAGUGUCAAUCCAACAAAGACCAUUCACGGUAAUUUUACAGGAUCUCGAUCUCUCUUCGUGACAUCAAAUGGUGAUAUUUAUAUUGAUGAUGGCGAGAAAAAUCGUCGAGUACAGAAAUGGAGUGCAGAAACAAAUACUUUUGUCACAGUGAUGAACAUCAACUCAUCAUGUUGGGGUUUGUUUGUUCACAUCAGUGAUACUCUUUAUUGUUCAAUGCCUGAUCAUCAUCAGGUAGUGAAAAGAUCAUUAAAUGAAUCUGUGAUGACUUCAAAUCAUGUUACUGCUGGAACAGGUAUUGAAGGAUCAGCUUCGAAUCAACUUGCUAGUCCUAGUGGAAUCUUUAUUGAUGUGAAUCUGGAUUUAUAUGUGGCAGAUUGUGAAAAUCAUCGAGUUCAGUUGUUUCACUCUGGAGAAUCAAAUGGUAUCACAGUAGCUGGAUAUGCAUCACUAUAUCCAACAAUUACACUUAAUUGUCCAACUGGAAUUGUAUUAGAUGCUGAGAAAUAUUUAUUCAUUGUGGAUCGUAACUAUCAUCGCAUUGUUGGUUCAAGCUUGGAUGGUUUUCGAUGUUUUGUUGGAUGUUAUGGAGUGGGCUCACGAUCGAAUCAAUUGCGAAAUCCAUUUAGUCUGAGUUUCGAUCGUUCUGGAAACAUGUUUGUUACUGAUUCAUUUAAUAAUCGAAUUCAAAAAUUUUUUUUGAUGAAAGAUUCUUUUGGUAAGUUCAAAAAAAGUUGA
This is a messenger RNA of Adineta steineri, 1392 nucleotides long. Lineage: Eukaryota; Metazoa; Rotifera; Eurotatoria; Adinetida; Adinetidae. The record is from the annotation of a GenBank genome assembly.